Messenger RNA from Xylona heveae TC161, 1257 nucleotides. RefSeq lists its product as hypothetical. Gene Ontology annotation, biological process: protein phosphorylation; positive regulation of Ras protein signal transduction. NCBI's taxonomy places the organism in Eukaryota, Fungi, Ascomycota, Xylonomycetes, Xylonales, Xylonaceae. The record is from RefSeq and is a predicted model, not a curated record. Bases 1 to 1257 code for a protein of 418 amino acids. The transcript is spliced from 3 exons. Gene Ontology annotation, molecular function: protein serine/threonine kinase activity.
AUGGCAGUCCCCGUCCGCCGUAACAUCAUUGACUGUUACACCGCGGCGCAUUCCUCGAGGAUAACGAAACCACGAAGUGCAAACUCGGUCCUCAAGAAGUCUACUUCAUUCUCGUUGUCUUCUCCCUUUGCGAAACAUCCUCGUCGAAAACCUCUCUCCCGCUCAAAAUCAAAACCAGAGAGUGUGGGCGGGGAUGACGAAGAGUCGGACGAACAUCUGACAGAUCUGGGGCUGGUCGAGUGUCUUGCCACAGACCUUUCUCUACGUGAUGUUUCUCAGGCGAUUAAAUACAUCAACAGUCAUAUGUUUGACAAGCUUCCCGAAAGGGCUGGCGUGAAUAGCACGCGUAUCGCCGAAGUGUUGAAUUACCGGAGAUCAUUGCCACCAAUCGUCUCUGCUGCUCACGUUCAUGCCCUCAUCAAUUCUCCUACUUCGACAGAGAAAGAAAUCUCUCAUCUAUUGAGGUCUGGCUUUAUAAGAAAGAUUGUGGUUCCUGAGCGCGCAGUCGGAGGAAAUGGACUAGGCGAAGGCCUAGUUCUUGCGGAAGCUUGGGAUAAAAUGAUCCAAGAUUCCUCGGAGAUUGGGGAACCUCUAAAACAGCGGUUUCUCAGUCUCUUGCAUCAAAACCCAACGUCCAUUACAGUUCUGCGAUCCGCUUUAAGCCCGCAAGAUGCGACGCUUUUGAUGAGAGCGGGGUUCCUGACGGCAUCUUCGCAACCUUGGACUUCCACUGACGUUUAUUCUCGUCCCGGCGCGGCCUCUCUAGGAACUUUAGCGUCCCUCUCAUCUGUAGGCGCCAAGGCUGCAUCAGGUACGUUAGAUGCUGUGGGCGGACCUGACGCCAUUCAAGAAGGCGGAGGGGGUGGUAUCCGGCGUGGUACUUUACCGACGGGACAGCGAGAUCAGAACGCCGGCGGAGAUAGGUAUUCUGUCUCUCUCCCGAGCACUGGACCGUAUUUACGACUUGUAAGUGAUGCAAGGGCACAUUUCAUGUCGCUCCUUGCCAAAUCAAAAUACCGAGAGGCACCCGUAAGCCUUUUGCGGGACAGGUGGGAAGGCGGACUUUUUGCGGAUGAUCCUUCGUCUCGUGCGAAACGAGCAAGGGGCGAAAAUACUGGCGUUCUGCCAGGUCGAACGCGCAAGUGGAAGCAGCUUUAUGGUCUGAACUUUGACUGGACGUUAGAGGAAUGCCUUGGCGCCGGUCUUAUUGAAAUCUUUGAGACCGGCAGUGUCGGCAGGGGGGUUCGGGCAACUUGA